Aphis gossypii (cotton aphid) is the source of this 1677-nucleotide messenger RNA. RefSeq names its product 52 kDa repressor of the inhibitor of the protein kinase-like. The transcript has 3 exons. The record is from RefSeq and is a predicted model, not a curated record. Gene Ontology annotation, molecular function: protein dimerization activity. Lineage: Eukaryota; Metazoa; Arthropoda; Insecta; Hemiptera; Aphididae. Bases 1 to 1677 code for a protein of 558 amino acids.
AUGGCUGAACUUUUUUUACAGAAUUACAAUAAUCCCAAACUUCAAAUACACAAUUUAUUAAAUACGAAACGAAUGCAAGGAAUAAAAGAAAAUCAGGAAAGACUUAUUCCAAUCAUAGAAAGUAUAAUAUUUUUGGGAAGACAAAACAUCCCCUUUCGAGGGCAUAGAGAUGAUGGCCAACUAGAUUUACCGUCUACCAUUGAAGAUGGAGGAAGUUCAAUAAACGAAGGUCAUUUUAGAGAGCUUUUAAAAUUUCGAGUCAAAGUCGGAGAUUCUACGCUUGAAAAUCAUCUGAAGAUAUCUUCUUCGAAGGCAACAUACAUUAGUAAAACAAUACAGAACGAAUUAAUUGAGUUAUGUGGUAAAGAAAUUUUAGACAGUAUUUUAAAUAAAAUUACAGACACGGUUAUCUUUUACAGCAUAGUUUUUGAUGAAACCUUAGAUGUGUCUAAACGAUCACAAAUUAGUUUAGUCAUAAGAUAUAUUGAUGAAAUAACAAUUAGAGAAGAUUUUGUGACAUUUGUUGAUGCAUUUGACGAAGCUCGACUUAUUCAACUAAAGAGUUAUUAUAAUAAAUUAAGUGAUGACGAAGAAGUAAAUAAUGAUAGUACCUUAGAUAAUUAUGAAAGUUGCAAGAAAAUAGAAAAAAUAUCGAUAACUGGGAAAAUGCUAGGGCAAAUUGUUUUAAAUCAACUGAGAGAAAUGGGUCUGAAUCUUAACAAGUGUGUAGGUAUUGGUACCGAUGGCUGUAGUGUUAUGACAUCAGAAGUUUGUGGAGCUGUAGCUGUAAUUAUAAAAAGUUCACCGAAUGCCCGUAGAUGUCCAUGUUACAAUCAUUCUCUUAAUAUUUCGAUUUCAAAAUCAAAUAAAGUUCAAAGUCUACGAAAUUUAGUUGGAAUUAUUAAAGAAGUGGUUGGUUUUUUUUCUGUGUCAGCAAAACGUACUGUAGUUUUGAAGAAAUAUAUUGGGCAUCAGCUAACAGGAUUAUGUGAAACGAGAUGGAUUGAGAGGCAUGAAGGGGUUACUAGAUUUUUACAAGACAUGCCUAAAACUAUUAAUACAUUAACUGAAAUUACAACAUGGAAAGAUUCCCAAACUUCUGGAAAAGCAAAAAUACUUUCUUGUGCAUUUGCUCAAUUUCACAUAUUGUCUGAUCAAAAUUUUCCAGAAAAAAAUUUAGAUUUGAGUACAGCAGCAAAUACUAUUAAAGAUACAUUACAAGUUCUUUCGAAAUGUCGUGAAAAUGUUGACACAGAAUUUUCAAAUAUUUUUAAAUUAUCUGAAGACUUAGCAAAAAUUAUCGAUGUAGAAUUACGAUUGCCUAGAAUAUUUGGUGAAUACUACAUUUGGAAAGAAAAAUGGAUACGUGAUUAUCAAAAGGAUUCUUCAGUAAUUUCUAAGCACGCCAUUGAAGUAUUACAGAAUUGUGAUGAAGACAUUUUUCCUUUAAUAAAUAAAAUACUAAAAUUAUUAAUUACAUUGCCCAUUAGUAAUUCUAGUUCUGAAAGAACAUUCUCUUCAUUACGGCGUCUUAAAACAUGGUUAAGAUCAACAAUGUGUGAAACACGCUUGACUGGACUUGCAUUAUUGAACAUCCAUAGGGACAUAGACAUCGAUGUUGAAAAAUUAAUUGAACGUUUCUCCAAAAGCAAAAGAAAAAUUCCAUUUGCAAUUUGA